Messenger RNA from Coffea arabica (coffee), 2127 nucleotides. Lineage: Eukaryota; Viridiplantae; Streptophyta; Magnoliopsida; Gentianales; Rubiaceae. The record is from RefSeq and is a predicted model, not a curated record.
AUGCAGGAUAAGGAGUACCCUUUCCUUGAUUCUGAUGUUUCUGGUAUGUUUGACGAUCUGCUAAGUAUAAAUUUGAUCACGCUUCCUGAGAUGAAGCGACCUGACGAGUCUAGGAACACUGAUGAUCCAAAUUACUCCUGUGUGGCUAUCAGCGAUGAAAAAAGUCGUGUGCCCACCAGCAAUGAAGAGGUGAACGUCACAAGUAUCACUUUCACUAGUGAAGACUUGUUGCUUGGAUCAACACCGCAUAAUCGCCCUUUAUUUGUGACUGGUUAUGCAAAUGAACAAAAAGUGAAUAGAAUUUUGAUAGAUGGAGGUUCCACAGUCAAUAUUCUUCCUUUAAAGACUCUGAAGGAGCUUGGCAUCCCAGUUGAUGAACUCUCUAACAGUCGAUUGAUGAUUCAAGGUUUUAACCAAGGAGGGCAAAGAGCUCUUGAAUCACUGAAUUUGGAGAUAGUCAUUGAUGACAUGUCAUCUAGAGCGUCGUUGUACGUAAUAGAUGCUAAGACAACGUACAAUGAACAGUCACCUGCAAUUCAGCAUGAAACUCUAAAAGGUUUGACUCUUCCGGUAGUUCAUCUUGAUACAAAGAAGGCAUCAUUUCCUCCACUUAAAAGGUCUAACCUUUUAAGUAAAGAAUCUGAAGCUGAACAAGACACCACACCAGAGUCAAGAACCAAAGACGGUUUUGAUCCCAUUGCUCAUAAACUUCUCGCUAAGGCUGGAUACGAUCUCAAAGAAUUUGCUGUGUUAAAUGUUCCAUCCCGUCAAUCUACUAGUGACAUGAUUCAUGGGUUGAAUCGUACCCAAAAGAUGUUGAAGGAAAAAGGAUAUGCCGUUGAAAAUCUCAAAUUUGGUCUUGGCUAUUCCUCUCCUGCACCAAUCCGCAUCAACAUCAAUAGAGCUAGUAGCCAAUAUAUUAUUGUGGAGGAUGAGUCUUCUCAAAUAACUGAAGAAGAAGAAGAUGCUGAAGACACUCCAACUGAAUUGGAAGAAGGUGUUAAGGCCACUGUUGAUGAUGUAAAGGAAAUCAAUUUUGGUACAUCAGAAGACUCGCGUCCAAUAUACGUAAGUGCUUUAUUGAAUCCCGACGAAGAGAAAGCAUAUAUUGAACUUUUGCGGGAGUAUCAAGAUAUUUUUGUAUGGACUUAUAAAGAAAUGCCGGGUUUAGACCCAAAAGUGGCCGUCCACCAUUUGGCUGUUAAAAAGGGAGUUCGACCUGUGAAACAAGCACAACGGAGAGAUCUUAACAAUGCUUGUCCCAAAGAUGACUUUCCUUUACCGAUCAUUGAGCUCUUGAUUGAUGCAACUGCUGGGCAUGAAAUUCUGUCAUUUAUGGAUGGCUCUUCUGGAUAUAAUCAAAUUCGAUUGGUACCAGAGGAUGAAGAACUCACUGCAUUUCGUACUCCUAAGGGUAUUUAUUGUUAUAAAAUAAUGCCUUUUGGUCUCAAAAAUGUUGGGGCCACAUAUCAAAGAGCAAUGCAAAGCAUUUUUGACGACAUGCUUCAUAAAAAUAUCGAGUGUUAUGUGGAUGAUUUAGUCGUUAAAUUAAAGAAAAGAAGUAAUCACCUGGAGGACUUGAGACAAGUUUUUUAUCAGUUGAGAAGGUAUCAACUCAAAAUUAAUCCUCUCAAGUGUGCAUUUGGAGUCACAUCCGAAAAAUUUCUUGGUUUUGUGGUUCGCCAUCGAGGUAUUGAAAUUGAUCAGGCCAAAAUUGAUGCUAUAUUGAGAAUGUCUGAAUCUCGGGACAUUCAUGAAUUGAAAAGUCUUCAAGGGCGAUUAGCUUAUCUGCGGAGAUUUAUCUCAAAUUUGACAGGAAGGUGUCAACCAUUUAGUCGCUUGAUGAAGAAAAAUGUGCCAUUUCAAUGGGAUGAGGCAUGUAGUAAUGCAUUCAAUAGCAUUAAAUCUUAUCUUAUGAAGGCACCUGUUCUGACUGCACCUAUUCAUGGAAAGCCAUUACUUCUUUAUAUUGCUGCUCAGGAACGCUCAGUGGGAGUAUUGCUUGCACAAGAAAAUAAUGAAGGAAAAGAGGUUGCCCUUUAUUAUUUAAGCAGAAUGAUGACCCCUAACGAACUAAAUUACUCGCUGAUUGAAAAGUUGUGUUUAGCUUUUAUUUUUGCAAUAUAG